AUGGCAUCAACGCCGACAGUAGCCCGCAACGGUCGUGCGCGGCAUCCGCUUCAAGAUCGCAAACGGAUCCGCGCCUGUUCCAUCCCCCUCUCGUCAGGCUCGUCUCUGCUUGGAAACCUGCAGUGCUCGGAGCUUGGUCAAGCACUGGUGGCGACGGAAGAUGUCCUCGUCAUCUUAUCGCCGCUAGGCGGUCUGCAUCCAACUCUGGCGGCUCAAAGCCGCAUGCAAGACAUCGAAUGUCACCCCGACUGGGACGGUCGCUUUCCGCACUCUCUCUACCACAUCAACAUCAAGACAUUUCUCGAGAAUGAGCCCAGCAUUCGUCGUAGGACUAUGCUCGAAGCCGACCACUCCGCAGUCGAUGCACGCUUCUUGAACCUGCAAUGGUCUUCCGCUAGCUGGUCGAAGCCUGGGAUGGGCCCCAACGGAAGCUGUCUCAUCCUUGCUACCACCUCAGAGCUCGAUCUCUUCAUCCUUGGCGCACCCAGCAACGCUUGGACCGGUGAGUGGAAGCUCCUGCACGCCCUCGAUCUCAGCCCCGUUGCCCACCUAACUACCUCAGAUCCUGGUCCCUCCCCUCAACACAUGCUGAUCGACGACCAUGACAAGCCCGUCUUUACUCCGCAUCGCUCACUGCUUCGAAAGAAGCAGAUGGCCACAGAAGUGCUUUGCGCCUCCUUCUGCUAUCUCGAUAGGCCCUCACAGUUUGGCGAUCCGCUGCUGUCAGGCCGAUCAAGCUUACCAGCUUGGACAGCUUACAUCCUAGCUGGCACCCAUUCCGGUCACAUUGCUGUGUGGCAAUGCCAUCCACUGACAGGGCAAUGCACCUUCCUUUCCGCAGCUCAGGUGAGCGAGACAGGCAUCGAACAGCUCAUGCUGACAACGCAGGCUGCAGCGCUUGAACCAAACUCCAACGUCAGACUCGCCUUCCGAGAUUCGGGUGGUAUCAAGCUCUGCGACGUUUACGUUUUCGAUGACCAACCUCGCAUUCAGCUCUCCUCACGAGCGCCCCUACUCUCGCAUCACUGCAUGAUCUCCGCAUGGCACUGCUUCAAUCAUCACUUCAUUUAUUCAACCAUAGGCAGAGUCCACGUCUACGACAUCAAAACAGAACAGACGGUGACCUACACCUUGGACACCCAUCCAAGCAGCAACUACGAUCCCUAUUCGCCCGCAAUUUCCAUCAGCCGUGCUUGCAACGCUGACGACAGAGCCAGAAUUGUGCUACAGGAUCUGCGCGAGUACGAGAUACCUCUACUCAGCGCCGCUGAAAUGCCAAGUUUACCUCAGCUCUUGCAUCCAGUAUACCCUUUACCUCUCUCAGGAUAUCCGCCCUUGACCGAGACCAUGCAACGCAAGCAUGAUCUGCAUCAAGCCUUCCUAGGCUACGAAGUUGAGUCGAACCUCAAACUACCGUCGGCCUCGCUUGUCGGUGCAGCUCUCACUAACGAGCGUGUCGCUUUUCUCGGCUACAAUGUCUCGGAAACGAUCGGCUACCAGAUGGAGAUACUCCGGCAUGGCGAUGCAGAUCCCGCCGCAGUGCUCCAUGACGCGCUGAGAUGUGUCGCUUCAGAGAAUGGCGCCCCUCCCUAUCUCGUCGUGCGUACUCUUCUUUCGCUGCUGUACACCAGCGAGCAACCGGACGCCUUUCGAAAUCAACUCAUAUCCGCGGCAGAGCAGAGUUGGCAGUCUCUGCUCAAUUUGUCCACUGGUCCAAACGGCGACGCCAUAGGAGAGAGGAAAGAGCUGCAACACAAACAGGCGUGCUUGCUCUACCUGCUUGCGUCCCGAUUGGAGAUGCCCUCUGAUUCCGCAUCACCACUGAUAUCCUUUUCGAAGCAGCACAAAGUCGAUAUUCUGAGUGACUGGCUACAGAGAUGGCUGCGAAAUCUCGCACAGAGGAUAUCAAAGGAGCAAGCAUCAGAUCAAGAUCAAAAGCUGCUGCUGCGACUACUGACGGCUGGAAGCAUGCUUCCAGACGCUGAUCCUCGCCUCCGUGACGAAUGCACCGCAGCAGCUUCGGCUUUGAAGUCAGCACAAAGCAGCCCAGUGCCAGCACAAGAUGCUUCCGUUCUCACUGGUGAGACCUGUGCUGCUUGUAGUACGCAGCUGACCCUAUCGUGGGAUAAUCAAGAACAAGCUUUCGGUUGGGCCAAAUGUCAAAGUGGCCACGUCUGGCCACGCUGCUCGGUCAGUCUGGCCACUAUCUCGGAUCGCCAAGUUCGCGCUUGCACGGGAUGCUGGGCCAAGUCGUUGGUCCCAGGCAAGCCAGAUCAGAGCCCCUGGCAGACGCUCAUGCUCGAGGCUGCAAGUAUGUGCCCAUACUGCGAGAGCUAUUGGAUUGUGCGAUGA
This is a messenger RNA of Ustilago hordei, 2352 nucleotides long. RefSeq lists its product as uncharacterized. Bases 1 to 2352 code for a protein of 783 amino acids. Gene Ontology annotation, cellular component: transcription factor TFIIIC complex. Gene Ontology annotation, biological process: transcription initiation at RNA polymerase III promoter. Gene Ontology annotation, molecular function: protein binding; histone acetyltransferase activity. The record is from RefSeq and is a predicted model, not a curated record. The transcript has 2 exons. NCBI's taxonomy places the organism in Eukaryota, Fungi, Basidiomycota, Ustilaginomycetes, Ustilaginales, Ustilaginaceae.